This is a messenger RNA of Esox lucius (northern pike), 1723 nucleotides long. It is a transcript of the gene tdgf1, whose product is annotated as teratocarcinoma-derived growth factor 1. The record is from RefSeq and is a predicted model, not a curated record. Bases 302 to 880 code for a protein of 192 amino acids. Lineage: Eukaryota; Metazoa; Chordata; Actinopteri; Esociformes; Esocidae. The transcript has 6 exons.
GUGAUCUCAUGUAUCUGUAUGGAACCGGAGGAGGCAAGGCAAAUAGGUGCAAAUUGGCAGUAAGGUCUAGGGGUUUGACAAGUGUUGCCUUUGGGGAGAGUAGCCAGAAUGCUGGAUGAUUUUCUCCAGAGAGUAUCGUCUCCCCUGCAAUACAGUUAAAGAGCUUGUUGACUUGGAACAGAAGACAGAAGCAGUCCUUUGAGUGUCGCUUGCGAACUUACCAAUUACUAUAGGCCAAGAAAAAAACAUUAUUUUUGGAUAUUUCUGGUGACUUUGUUAACAUUUCGUCAAAGAAAACAAAAUGAAUUUGGGUCAGCUAUUAAGGCUUUUCUUAUCGGCAACUGUUGCUUGCGAGGCCAUGACUAUUGCAUCAGGUUGUGAAGGAUCUGAAUGUACGAAAACUAUAGCCGUAUUGACCAAAACGAUAGAAUCCGGGAAGCCAACACAGAACGUUGAUUACCUGAAUCAAUUCAAUGAGAUGAACUCUCCUACUGGGGACCGAAAACAUCGCGAUGCGGGCUCUGUCCUACCAUUCAUCGGCCUAACUGGAAGUUCAAAACAGAGUCGAAACUGUUGUAAAAACGGUGGCACUUGUAUUUUGGGGAGCUUUUGUGCAUGUCCACCACACUUUACCGGCCGGAGCUGUGAAUAUGACGAACGCGUCAGGAGCUGCGGGGUCAUUCCUCAUGGAGAGUGGGUGCAGAAAGGCUGUUCCUAUUGCAGAUGUGGAUACGGGCUGUUGCACUGUUUUCCUGAGGUGUUCCAUAACAACUGUGGUGAUGACCAGGAAGUCCACUGGUUUCGUUCGACGGGUGUCAGAAUUCGGCAGACCAAGUACACCCUCUGCGCUGGACUACCGUUUCUGGUUUUGCUCAUUUGAUGAACUACAUAUGUGGAAGAUGUGAUGGAUUUCGGCCUCAAAAGAGCUUCAUGAAAUAUCUGCAUCACUGAAUUGUAAUAUCCUUCCAGUGGAAGCCUGAACUACAACUUGCUAUUUCAAAAGCAACCGUCUUGUAAAUGUGAUGAAGACUGUACAUAAGAUUUUUAUAGCAAAAUAUUUGAUAUUGUGCUUUUUAUUCUAAUUCUUUCUUUCUGGACUUGAUGAAUACCUGUUUUUGUGGUUGUAGCUAAGGCUUCAAUUAUUUAAUGUAUCCUGUGUUGGUACUCAGUUGUUUCACGAAUUGAGGAUGAUGAAUUGUUUGUCUCUUGUAGUACACAUUUCAACAAAUAUUAUGACAUUUUGACAGUUUUUUGUAAGUGUCUCUGCAGAAGCAGUAAGUUUCUCUUCUGAAACAAGUUCUGUUUGAGUUUUCUUCUAAGUUGGAUUUGCUGUUCAAAAGUAUUUUUGCUGUUGCUAUCUACAGGGACUGGGAGAGAGUUUGAUAACGCUUGUACGACCUAUGCUUGUUGACCCUUUUGCCUGUUUUUUUUCUUAUCUAAGAUAAACAGUUAAACUAGCCAAUCAAUCAACAGUAUUGACACUCUGUUAGUGUGUUAGUAGUCGUUGCUCAGUCAAACCUGCUUGUAUUGCCUAUGCCGGUAAUAGAAUGGGUUCAUGUCAUUAAAAUUCCUGAUAAGUUGAUAUUGACGGUUUAUUUGUGCAUCCAUAUUAUAUUGAAAAAACCUGGAAUCUGAUGUGAAUUAUAAGGUUACUCGAUAAUCCAUGUAGUUGGAGAGUUGUCUUAUAUUUUAUAGGUUUUAAUUAGCAUUCAGUGUUUUCAAA